Molecule: messenger RNA, 579 nt
Organism: Dryobates pubescens (Downy woodpecker)
Lineage: Eukaryota; Metazoa; Chordata; Aves; Piciformes; Picidae
Product: avidin-like
Exons: 4
Coding region: 119-568 (149 amino acids)
Molecular function (GO): biotin binding
Source: RefSeq, a predicted model, not a curated record
CUGGCCAGAGCUGCCACCUGCAGCCCCAGCAGCAAUAAAAGGGCAAGGGAGCAGGCACCUCGACAGAGCUCUGCAAGGAGCACCUCCUGGCUACACCGGCUGUCUGCCCUCUGCAGGGAUGGUGCAAGUGACUCCUUUCCUCCUGGUGCUCAGCCUGGCCCUGGUGGCUCCUGGCCAGGCUGCCAGAAAGUGUGUGCUGACUGGCAAAUGGAUCAACGACCUGGGCUCCACCAUGGCCAUCGGGGCUGUGAAUGAAGAAGGCAACUUCAAUGGCUUCUACCACACAGCUGUGACAGCCACCUCCAACAAGAUCAAGGUGUCACCACUGCAGGGGUCCCAGCACCACAUCAACCAGAAGAAUCAGCCCACCUUUGGCUUCACUGUCCACUGGACCUUUUCAGACUCUAUCACUGUCUUCACUGGCCAGUGCUUUGUGGAUAAGAAGGGAAAGGAGGUUCUGAAGACCAUGUGGCUGCUGAGAUCACAUGUGGACAACAUCACAGAUGACUGGAAAGCCACUAGGGUUGGCAUCAACAUCUUCACUCGACUGCCCCCUCAGAAGGAGUGAGGGUGGCUGUG